Tetrahymena thermophila SB210 is the source of this 1557-nucleotide messenger RNA. Its product is annotated as arrestin. Lineage: Eukaryota; Ciliophora; Oligohymenophorea; Hymenostomatida; Tetrahymenidae. The record is from RefSeq and is a predicted model, not a curated record. Gene Ontology annotation, cellular component: cytoplasm. The transcript has 3 exons. Gene Ontology annotation, biological process: protein transport.
AUGGGAAAUAACUCCUCAUAUGCAAACGGUGGUAUAUACAUACAAACCGAUUAACCAUUUUACAUAGCAGGUGAUACUGUUACAGGAAAAGUACAUGUAAGUACUCUAGAAUCGUUUCCUGCUAAUGUACUUUCACUAAAGAUAAAAGGAUAUGAAGAGUCUUAUUGGUAAGAGUAACACUAAAGAACUCACACAGUUAGAGGUUCAGAUGGCUAGGAAAGAUAGCACACUGAAACCUAUUAUGAAACUCAUAGGGGUAAAAACACAUUCUUCUCACACUAAUUUCCUCUUUAUAUUUGGUCAAGCUUUUCCUAUAUGCCAGCUGGCCAAUUUACUUUCCCUUUCUAAUUCAAGUUGAUGGAAACUUUACCUGGAAGUUACUACGAAAGCGGUACAGAUAGAGGCUGUGAAUACAGGGCUAUUAUUAAAUAUAAGGUUAAAGUAGAAAUAAACUCAUCUAAUAAUAAAAAGCUUAAAAAUAAGCAAGAUUUGAUUAUUCGUGAACCUCUAAAGACAUAUGUAACAUCACAAUAUGGAGAAAGAGUUGUUAAACCAACAACAUGGUGCUGCAUAAGUUAAGGUUAGUCACACAUUAAAUGUCACUUUGAAAGAAACAGCUAUAUGCCUGGAGAGACUGCUCGUAUGCUUGCUGACCUUGAUAACUCAUAAUGCGAUUUAGAAAUAAAAAAUUUGCAAUGUUCUCUAAAUAAACGUUUGAGAUUGACUUCAAACAGUGGAAGAGAACACCUUAUUACUAAGUAAGUAAGCAGACGUGAUUUCUAAGGAGUUGGUGCUCACUAAACAGCUACAGAAAAUAAUAGACGUAGCUGUGAAGUAAAUCUAAUUGGAACUAACGGCACAGUAAUUUAGCCUUCAACAAGAGGAAGAUUAGUCAAUUGUGAAUAUAAUUUAAAUAUCUUAGCCAAUCUUGAAGGGUGUAUCUGCUGUUCUGAUAAGCCUGAAGUAACAGUGCCUAUUUCAAUAGUUUCUCCCCCUCCUCCUAAUUAUGGAUAAAUGUAACCUCCCCCAAAUUGGAAUCCUCAAGUAUUUGAAGUUAAGACAUUCGCUUUCACAAGUGAUUAUAUGUAUACCAAAAACUUACCCCCUCCACCAGGAAUGAAUAUUAACAUCAAUAUGCCUCCCCCACCUCCUAUGAAUCCCAUUCCUCCACCAAUGUAUCCUCCCAAUGAUCCUAUGCCUCCUCCAGUCAUGAACAUGAAUGUUAAUAUGAAUGCAAACUAGCCUACAACAUCUAACUAAGGAAAUGUAAAUAUGGGAAUAGGUAUGGGAGUUCCAGGAAUGAAUAUGCAAGUAAAUAUGAGUGGAAACGAUCCCAACUACAAUUAAAACUAAUAAUACCCCCCUUAAAAUAUGAAUGUUUAAGUAAAUCAGCAAGUAUAAUAUUAGGAUAAUAAUAUGCAAAUGGGUAUGGGUGCCCCAGGAAUGCAAUUCAAUUUUUAAGUAAAUGAUAACUAACACUAACACAACUAAAAUCAACAACCUCCAAAUAUGAAUAUGAAUAUGCAAUUCAACUAAGGUCCUCCCCCAAAUUUUUGA